AUGGAGGCGAGAUCGGCCAUGAGCUGGUACUGCAGCACCAUCCUGGCCGUGGUCGUGGCGCUCUUCCUCUCCGCGUCCCUCGGCACGGGCGCCGGCGCCGACCUCAAGGGUUCCUGCGCCGCGACGCCGCACCCGGAGGCGUGCGUGAGCGCGCUCCAGAAGGACGCGGUGGCCAGGAUGGGCGCCGCCGCCACCCCGCGGGACCUGGCGGAGGCGGCGAUCCGCGCGGCCUCCGACGCGGGCGCGGCGGCGGGCGACUACGCGCGCAAGGAGAUGGACGUGGUGAAGGACAACGGGAUGUGGCAGUGCCUGAACGAGUGCGCCGAGGACAUCGAGGAGGCGCUCUCCCACCUCGACGACUCCGAGGGCGGGGUCGACGAUGCCAAGCUCAAGGACGUCAAGCUCUUCCUCGACACCGCGGAGCAGGACGCCUGGAACUGCGACCAGAGCUGCAAGGGCGCCGCCAACACGCCCGUCAAGGCCGCGCUCCUCGCCAAGAACAAGGACUUCGAGAACCUCAUGGCAGUCACCCUCGCGCUCCUCAAGCGGGUCACCGGCGGGGACGACGCGCCGGGCCCGGCGCCGGCAAAGCCGUGAGAUCAGCUUGUUAGUAAUUAAUUAAUUCGCGCGCGCCAUAUAUGUUUGUUCAUUAU
Messenger RNA from Setaria italica (foxtail millet), 653 nucleotides. RefSeq lists its product as uncharacterized. The transcript has a single exon. Gene Ontology annotation, molecular function: enzyme inhibitor activity. The record is from RefSeq and is a predicted model, not a curated record. The coding region runs from base 1 to 597 and encodes 198 amino acids. Gene Ontology annotation, biological process: negative regulation of catalytic activity. NCBI's taxonomy places the organism in Eukaryota, Viridiplantae, Streptophyta, Magnoliopsida, Poales, Poaceae.